CAGUUGCCACAAUUUCUAUCAUAAACCCCCAAAAUAAUGCCAAAAAACUUAAAAAGAUUAAAAACACAAUAAUAUCUUAUUUUAUAACAAAACCUCAUUUCUAAUCUCCUUAUAAUCUCUUAAUAAUCAGACUAUUAGAUUAAAAAAUGAAAUUGAGGAGAUUAGGGUUUGGGUUAGUAGGAUUAUUAUUAUUAUUAUUAAAUGAGAUAAUUGUGGAAGGAGCUCCAGCUGGAUCAUCAAAAGAAGAAGAAGAAGCAUAUGUGACACUUUUAUAUGGUGAUGAAUUUGUACUUGGAGUUCGUGUGUUAGGCAAGUCUCUCCGUAACACUAAAACGACUCGAGUUAUGGUCGUUUUGGUCUCCGAUGGCGUUUCAAAUUACGCUAAGAACCUCCUUAAGGCUGAUGGCUGGAUUGUGACACCAAUCAGUCUAUUGAACAACCCUAAUCAAGUUCGACCGACAAGGUUUUGGGGUGUUUACACGAAGCUCAAAAUAUUUAACAUGACUGAUUACAAGAAAGUGGUGUACCUUGAUGCUGAUACAAUUGUGGUUAAGAACAUCGAUGAUUUAUUCAAAUGCGGAAAAUUUUGUGCCAACUUAAAGCAUUCAGAGAGGCUGAAUUCGGGUGUUAUGGUGGUUGAACCAUCUGAAGAGCUAUUCAAGGAUAUGGUUAGCAAAGUGACGACAAUGUAUUCUUAUACUGGAGGUGACCAGGGUUUUCUUAACUCCUAUUAUACUGGAUUUGAGAGUGCACGCGUGUUUGAUCCUAAAAUAUCUGCCGAAGUAGUGAACUCUAAACCAGUUCCAGAUAUGGAAAGACUUUCUACUCUUUAUAAUGCAGAUGUUGGACUUUACAUGCUUGCAAACAAGUGGAUGGUAGAUGCAAAAGAACUCCGUGUUAUUCAUUAUACACUUGGCCCUCUUAAACCAUGGGAUUGGUGGACUUCAUGGCUUGUGAAACCUGUGGACGUUUGGCAGGAUAUUAGAGAUCAACUAGAGGAAACUCUUCCAGGAACCGGAGGAGGCAGAAAUCCUCACGAUGAAUUUCUAGUCAGAUUUCUUUUCCUGCUACCAGUAUUCACUUUACUUUUCUGUUACUACCGGUCUUUUCUUCAGACCCGUUCUCUAUGUGAUCAUGCCCGACACAUAUACUACAAAUUUAGGUCAGGAGGUUCUCUUUCAUAUUCUGCAGUAUCUUCAUCUACCAUCAACUCUAGUCCACAGUUUUCAAAUGGUGCAUAUGCAAAGGUCCCUGCUUUUCUUGGUGGGGUCUCUAUUUUCUUCUGUUUCUUGUCUGCUGUGGUGGCCCUUGCACUUGGUGGUUCAGUCGUACCUCGUCAAGUAAAGCCAUGGACCGGGUUGCUCCUGGUAUAUGAGUGGACUUUCACAGCUUUCUUUCUACUUUUUGGAGGCUAUUUACAUCUAAUAUACAAAUGGGGGAAAAUGGUAGCAAGUCAAGGAGGAUCCUCUCGUCCUGGUUCUAUAGAUUAUGAUUCUGAAAAAGGUCAUCAGCGACAAGCGUCUUGUGAUGCAGCAACGUGGUAUUAUGGGCUAGGAAUGGCUGUUUUGGCUAUAGCUACCCCGGCAGUGCCUUGUAUCAUGGGGAUUACAGCUCUGUUUUCAAGGUUAGGCUUGAUGGUUGUGGGAGGUUUAAUAUUUUCAGCUUUCUUGACAUAUGCAUCCGAGCACCUAGCAAUUAGGUCAUUUGUACGAGGGCUUGAAGAUAGGGAUACAUCAAGAACAAGGAACUCGUGUUUCUUAUGCUAAUGGGAUUUUGAGUUUGAAGUUGUAAGUUAUAUACUGUUAUAGCAUCCUCAUUUGUAAUUUUAGUGUCACAUAUGCUUGUAUCUUGUCAAGUACGUUGUCAGUUCAGGAAUUUUGGUAAUAUAUAAAUUUGUGGUUUUUGACCA
Messenger RNA from Erigeron canadensis, 1909 nucleotides. Its product is annotated as inositol phosphorylceramide glucuronosyltransferase 1-like. The transcript is spliced from 10 exons. Lineage: Eukaryota; Viridiplantae; Streptophyta; Magnoliopsida; Asterales; Asteraceae. Gene Ontology annotation, molecular function: glycosyltransferase activity. Bases 147 to 1766 code for a protein of 539 amino acids. The record is from RefSeq and is a predicted model, not a curated record.